Molecule: messenger RNA, 360 nt
Organism: Triticum turgidum subsp. durum (durum wheat)
Lineage: Eukaryota; Viridiplantae; Streptophyta; Magnoliopsida; Poales; Poaceae
Source: the annotation of a GenBank genome assembly
AUGGCGGCAUGCGUUGAUCCAUGGCUGCGACGAGUGGGGUUUCCAUGGCCAUGCCAACCGGUGCGAUGGCAUCGCACCACCAGUGUCGAGGAAGCCGUGACGGCCUUGGUGGCUGCGCUGCCGGUGGACCAUAGUGACCGCCGGAGAACACUGAGGGCAAGUUCUCAAGCUCGAGCACGUGGUCAUCCCGGGGUCAUAGAGAGCCUCAAGGUGGAGGAGAUAGCUGAAGUGGGGGGUGCUGUUGAUGGUAUAAAAGGCGUUAAUAAAAUAGAGUUUUCUGAAGAACAGAGGAGAAAAUAUAGAAAGCCACAUGCCUACUUUGAUAAAAUUCUGACUGCAAACAUUUACUCUGCAUACUAA